Molecule: messenger RNA, 6140 nt
Organism: Suricata suricatta (meerkat)
Lineage: Eukaryota; Metazoa; Chordata; Mammalia; Carnivora; Herpestidae
Gene: TSHZ2
Product: teashirt zinc finger homeobox 2
Exons: 3
Coding region: 570-3677 (1035 amino acids)
Biological process (GO): regulation of transcription by RNA polymerase II
Cellular component (GO): nucleus
Molecular function (GO): DNA-binding transcription factor activity, RNA polymerase II-specific; DNA binding
Source: RefSeq, a predicted model, not a curated record
GGAGGAGGAGGAGGAGGAGGAGGAGGAAAAGAGGAGGAGGAGGAAGAAGGAACCGAAGCGGAGACCACUGCCUUCCCGGGAUCGCCUUUUCUCCCCCUUAUCUUUGCGCGCGCGUGUGCGUGUGGCGCGUGUGCGCCCCUCGUCCCUUCCAUCCGAACCCGCUCUUGGAUGUUUAAUAAAGAAAUCAAGUGUCUCAACAGUCACCAAAAAAAAAAAAAGAAAAAGAAAAAAAAAACCAAAAACCAAAAAUUUCCAAAAAAGCAAAAACAGAAAGAGAGAGAGAGAGAGGAAAACAAAAUCCAAAACAAACAAACAAACAAACACGGCGGAACCAAGCUCCACUUCCAACCCGCCGGCGCCGGCCACCCGUGUCCGCCACCCGGAGAGGGGGGUCUCCGGCCCGCGGUGGCGGAGUUGCAGGGGGGAUCGCCAGGGGGACAGAGGCCGAGUGACGCCCUAGGAGCCACCGGGCAGCAGGCGGAGGACGCGCAGAGAGGCGAGCGAGCAGCGGGCCCCGCGCGCGGCUCGGGGCUGGGGCGCCAGAAGUGGGACUGGAGCGAAGUAGAGCGAUGCCAAGGAGGAAACAGCAGGCACCCAAGCGGGCGGCAGGCUACGCCCAGGAGGAACAGCUGAAGGAAGAAGAGGAAAUAAAAGAAGAGGAGGAGGAAGAGGAGGACAGUGGUUCGGUAGCUCAGCUUCAGGGCAGCAAUGACCCAGGGACAGAUGAGGAACUAGAAACGGGCCCAGAGCAGAAGGGCUGCUUCAGCUACCAGAACUCUCCGGGCAGUCACCUGUCCAAUCAGGACGUGGAGAAUGAGUCUCUGCUGAGCGAUGCCAGCGAUCAGGUGUCGGACGUCAAGAGCAUCUGCGGUCGGGAUGUCUCGGACAAGAAAGCCAGCGCGCACCCCAAGCUCCCCACCGAAAGCCACAACUGCAUGGAUAAAAUGACCGCCGUCUACGCCAACAUCCUGUCCGAUUCCUACUGGUCGGGCCUGGGCCUCGGCUUCAAGCUGUCCAGCAGCGAGAGGCGGCACUGUGACGCUCGCAAUGGCAGCAACAAGACUGAUUUCGAUUGGCAUCAAGAUGCGCUGUCCAAAAGCCUACAGCAGAGCUUGCCUUCCAGAUCCGUGGGGAAGCCCAGCCUGUUCAGCUCGGUGCAGCUGUACCGGCAGAGCAGCAAGAUGUGCGGGACGGUGUUCACCGGGGCCAGCCGGUUCCGGUGCCGGCAGUGCAGCGCCGCCUACGACACCCUGGUCGAGCUGACCGUGCACAUGAAUGAAACGGGCCACUAUCAAGAUGACAACCGCAAAAAGGACAAGCUGAGACCCACGAGCUACUCAAAGCCCCGGAAACGGGCUUUCCAGGAUAUGGACAAGGAGGAUGCUCAGAAGGUCCUGAAGUGCAUGUUUUGUGGUGACUCCUUCGAUUCCCUCCAAGAUUUGAGUGUCCACAUGAUAAAAACAAAACAUUACCAAAAAGUGCCUUUGAAGGAGCCAGUGCCCACCAUUUCGUCGAAAAUGGUCACUCCGGCCAAGAAACGCGUCUUUGACGUCAAUCGACCUUGCUCCCCCGACUCGACCACGGGCUCAUUUGCAGAGUCAUUCUCCUCUCAGAAGACAGCCAGCCUGCAGCUGUCUUCCAACAACCGCUACGGCUACCAGAACGGCGCCAGCUACACCUGGCAGUUCGAGGCCUGCAAGUCCCAGAUCCUCAAGUGCAUGGAGUGCGGCAGCUCCCACGACACCCUGCAGCAGCUCACCACCCACAUGAUGGUGACAGGGCACUUUCUCAAGGUCACCAGCUCUGCCUCCAAGAAAGGGAAGCAGCUGGUGCUAGACCCGCUGGCCGUCGAGAAAAUGCAGUCUUUGUCGGACGCCCCAAACAGUGAUUCGCUGGCUCCCAAGCCAUCAGGUGACUCUGCCUCUGACCGUGCAGCCUCUACAACUGAGCCGAAGAAAGAGAGCAAAAAGGAAAAACCAGAGGAGAUCAGCAAGGACGAGAAAGUUGUGAAAAGCGAGGAGUACGAAGACCCUCUGCAGAAGCCUUUAGACCCUACAAUAAAAUAUCAGUAUCUAAGGGAGGAGGAUUUGGAAGAUGGCUCCAAGGGCGGAGGGGACAUUUUGAAGUCCUUGGAAAACACCGUCACCACAGCCAUCAACAAAGCCCAGAAUGGGGCUCCCAGCUGGAGCGCGUACCCCAGCAUCCACGCGGCCUAUCAGCUGUCAGAGGGCGCAAAGCCUGCCUUGCCCAUGGGAUCCCAGGUCUUGCAGAUUCGCCCUAACCUCACCAACAAGCUAAGGCCAAUAGCACCAAAGUGGAAAGUAAUGCCACUGGUCUCUGUGCCCUCCAACCUGGCCCCAUACACUCAAGUGAAGAAGGAGCCGGAUGACAAAGACGAUGUCAUGAAGGAGUGUGGGAAAGAAAGCCCCCAGGAAGAGGCCUCACCUUUCAGCCACAGUGAGGGGGAUGCUUUCUCCAAAAGCGAAACCCCUUCUGAGUCCAAGAAGGCUGAGCCUUGUCUCCUGAAGGAGGAGGCCAGGCUGGUGGAGGAGGGCAGCGAGCCCGAGAAACACCCGCCCCUCGAGCCAGUGCACUCCCUCAGCAACGGGUGCGCCCGGCCCACGCGAGCACCGGCCCUGCCGUGCAUCAGCCCGCUCAGCGCCCUGCAGUCCGUCCUGAACAAUCACCUGGGCAAGGCCACGGAACCCCUGCGCUCCCCUUCCUGCUCCAGCCCAAGCUCAAGCACAAUGUCGAUGUUCCACAAGUCGAGUCUCAGCGUCAUGGACAAGCCGGGCUUGAGUCCUGCCCCUACACGGCCGGCCAGUGUGUCCAGACGCUACCUGUUUGAGAGCAACGAUCAGCCCAUCGACCUGACCAAGUCCAAGAGCAAGAAAGCCGAGUCCUCGCAAGCACAAUCCUGCACGUCCCCACCUCAGAAGCACGCUCUGUCCGACAUUGCCGACAUGGUCAAGGUCCUCCCCAAAGCCACCACCCCGAAGCCCGCCACUUCCUCGAGGGGCACCCCCAUGAAGCUGGAGAUGGAUGUCAGACGCUUUGAGGAUGUCUCCAGUGAAGUCUCGACUUUGCAUAAGAGGAAAGGCCGGCAGUCCAACUGGAACCCUCAGCACCUCCUGAUCUUGCAAGCUCAGUUCGCCUCCAGUCUCUUCCAGACGUCUGAGGGCAAGUACCUGCUGUCCGACCUGGGCCCUCAAGAGCGCAUGCAAAUCUCGAAGUUCACGGGGCUCUCGAUGACCACGAUCAGCCACUGGCUGGCAAACGUCAAGUACCAGCUUCGGAAAACGGGCGGGACAAAAUUCCUGAAAAACAUGGACAAAGGGCACCCCAUCUUUUAUUGCAGUGACUGUGCCUCCCAGUUCAGAACCCCUUCCACCUACAUCAGCCACUUGGAGUCGCACCUAGGUUUCCAAAUGAAGGACAUGACCCGCAUGGCGGUAGAACAGCAAGGCAAGGUGGAACAAGAGAUCUCGCGGGUGUCAUCGGCUCAGAGGUCUCCGGAAACCAUAGCUGGCGAAGAGGACACAGACUCUAAAUUCAAGUGUAAGUUGUGCUGUCGGACAUUUGUGAGCAAACAUGCGGUAAAACUCCACCUAAGCAAAACGCACAGCAAGUCACCUGAACACCACUCACAGUUUGUAACAGACGUGGAUGAAGAAUAGCUCUUCAGGACAAAUGCCUUAGUUUCAACUUUCCAGCCUGGAUCGCCCACACACUUCUACCGCCUGCUUCUGACAUUGAACUUCUCCUGACACCCUGCUCUGAGAAGACUACCAAAAAAAAAGAAGAAGAAGAAGAAGAAGAAGAACCCCCCAGCCGUCUCUCUUCAUUCUUACUAACAAUUUGGUAAUGAAGUAUUGAUUUCCACUUCUCUGCUUAUGGACGGUAUUAGAUUUUCAUUGAUAAACUGCAAGGAGGCAGUCUCGUCUCCACGGCCCCCUUUUCACUGUCAUGAGGAAACAAAGUGCCACUGAAGAAAAAUAAUGACUGAGAACAUUGAUGUACUUAUUUUGUCGGUCUGAAACACUUGACAGGAAAGGGUGGGGAGGGGUGUAGCAGUCUUCAUAGGUUAACGUCCAAGCGAACUGCACGAGAUGCAGACCCUUGGAAGCUACUUUUCAUGGUAAAGUCCAUUUCCUAUUUAUAACCCCUCUGGGAACGUUUGUCUAAAGGAAAUGUUUCUGUUCAGAGCAACAAUUACGGUUGCACCUGGAUUGCCCAGUCCUGCCCCUGCACCAGGGAGCCAUUAAUCACCGCAAAGUGGAAGAAUUAUUAAGUUAGACCAGACUUUGAGCCAAGAAAACCUCCGAACAAUGUUCAUCUUCUGUGAGAGUUGUUCAAACAGUUAGGCUUAACCGUAUUGCUGCCAAAGACUUUUCCCCAAGCAGUGGUGGGCAUCCUUUUUUGUUAUCUUUGUUGGUUACACAAAAUGGUUUUAAGCACGCAUAGGAGACCUGCAAAGUGGCAGCGUUGGGGAAAUUGGUGAGAUGCAGGAUCCGAAGGCAAGCAAGAAGAGGGGUCACAGCAGCUGUCUGCAGGACCUGUUGUUUACGGACGUGGAAACACAGCGUAGCCUAAACAGCAACAGGAAACAUGAAAUAGGGUGUCCAUUUUAAAUGUGUUCCCGCAACUUUUUUCAUUAAAACUUUGAGGGCCCAAUUUUAAUUUGUGGAAUAUUCCCGUUAAUAAUGAGAUCUAAUUAAGACAUCCAUUAAAAGCCCGUUAAAGUUAAUUUAACGUAAAAAUUCCAAUAGAGCUGUAUUAGAUUUUCUCCAUUAAAUUAACGUUAUGGAUUUUUAACGGAUGUCUUAAUUAUACAUUAUUAUUAACGGGAAUACUGUAUUACACAGAUUAAAAUCAGGUCCUAAGUCAACUUGGAAAAGCGAAGAGCAUGUUUUAAUAUUAAAAGUCUCGCAUACCUAGUGCACAGUUUGGAAAUUCAGGGGUCCAUCUGUUUACUCUAGUUGAGCAUUUUCUAUACAACUGAAAGCAAUCUAUACAUAGAUAAAUCUAUCACUGCAUUUAAACAAUGAAUCUCCUUAUUCUCAAAGGACAAAUAAAGUCUGGAUUGUGUUAUAAACUGCUACUCAGCUAUAGGUGAAAUAUUUAAACUAUUCUAGGUACAACACUAAGAACUAGAUGAUUCUGAAACAAACAAACAAAAUCUAAUUUUCUUGUUGUUGUUGUUGCUUUAAUUAGCAAGGUUAUUGCACUCACACACAAAUCUCAAACCAACAAAAUGAAGCCAGAUGUCCUCUCCACCUUUUCUCCUAGACGCUGCCUGUUGAAAUUGCUUUGGAAAUUUUGACAUGAUCCCUAAAUUCAACAUUGGGAUUAAAAAAAAAAAAAACUUCUUAUUUACCUCCUAGGGAAAGUGUUGGCCUUAUGCCACAUAUAAUGGCAAAUUGCUUUUUUUAUGGCAUGCAUAACCUAGAUGGGAAAAAAUAUGGCGCUUCGGGGAAGGAGGGAAAAAGUAAAUGAAGUUCCAGGAAUGUCAUUCUGAAGUAAUGAGGCAUGGACAGAAAAUAUACCCCUCACAUCAUCGGAUUGAGAUGGCAGUCGAAAUAGCUUCAUUGAAGUGUCAGUACUCAUCCAUCAAUCAAUCACCCACAAGGAAAAAUAGCAACAGUACAACGGGGCGGCUUUUAUGGGAUUUACUCAUGGGCACGGGGAAUAGUGGCUCAAAUGUAGUUCUGACAUGAAAAGCAAGGUGCUGAUAUUAUUUUUUAUGAUGGGAGGGUCAUAAAGUGAAUUGAGAACAGCGAGGUCUGUCUUUGCUUAACCUGUUCAACCAGAAAUGAAUGGAGCUCAACUGGAAAGGGACAGUCUUUGCCCGGGUUAAGAUUGAAGGGUGGACUCCACGGAACCCUGUCCUUCGACAGCGAAAUUCUAUUAAAGGGAAAUCAAUGCAUUAGCAUUGGGGUUCCUGACGCUGGUAAAAAUCGCCUGCUCCAACCCCAGGGUUAUUAGAUCCAGUGACGUAAUCCAGAGCCUGUUGCUACCCUUCAAAAGCAGAUGCUUGAGAGCCCUUGCUCCACCGGGGGGGAAACAAUGCAAUUUUCAACUCCCUGGAAAGUGUUUCGCUUCUAAGAGAGAAAAAAUAAAUCGUCUGCUUCAACAUCUAA